Molecule: messenger RNA, 267 nt
Organism: Symbiodinium pilosum
Lineage: Eukaryota; Dinophyceae; Suessiales; Symbiodiniaceae
Source: the annotation of a GenBank genome assembly
GUCAGGUUAGCAGUCAACUUCACAAUGUGCGUGCGAUUCAAUCAAAUAUUGACGCUUUUGCUGCCCUGAGAGAUGACGGCGUGGUCAUUACAUGGGGAAGUCCUUUGUUUGGAGGUGAUAGCAAUGGAGCCCGACUUUGCAACGUACAAAGCAUCUAUUCCAAUUUUCAUGGCUUUGUUGCUUUGAAGCUAGGCGGUCAGCUGGAAUAUUGGGGCGGUCCAGUGGCGUCAGUUUGCGAAACUGGACUUCCUGAUAUUCAUCAUUUCU